Messenger RNA from Carassius carassius (crucian carp), 3771 nucleotides. RefSeq names its product neuronal tyrosine-phosphorylated phosphoinositide-3-kinase adapter 2-like. The record is from RefSeq and is a predicted model, not a curated record. The coding region runs from base 327 to 2639 and encodes 770 amino acids. NCBI's taxonomy places the organism in Eukaryota, Metazoa, Chordata, Actinopteri, Cypriniformes, Cyprinidae. Gene Ontology annotation, biological process: phosphatidylinositol 3-kinase/protein kinase B signal transduction; neuron projection morphogenesis. The transcript is spliced from 8 exons.
UGGAUACUUCCAGAAGUGUUUGGUACGGGGAAAGGACAGCCUUGAUGGUCGUAGCCCAGCAGGAGUGGUCGUAGGUGGGGAAGGGUCGAACCGCCGACUGCCACCACAACCACAACCACCUUCGGUUUACUUCAGGGCUCUGGAAAUACCAAAGAUGGACAUGUCCUUAAUCCUUCUCUUCCUCAAGCCAGUGUGUGUUUCCUCCAUGCUGCGUUGCUGUUGCCUGGCUUGUCUGUCAGCUGCAGGGGGAUUCAAUAUCGUGUGGUGUUGAGAAACGCACACACUGAACACAGCUGGAGUUCAGCUUCUCUCUUCUGUGCUGAAGGAUGGAUUCAGGGGAAGGCGAGUGCACACAUUUCCUGCAGUACGCGGAGGACAGUGGUCUGAGGGCGUAUGACGAGCUGGUUAUCCAGAACGCCUCUGACAUCGCCAGGGAGAGCGAUCGCGUCCGCAACCACACACAGUGGACAUACCUCCAGGAGAAAAACCAGAAGAAGAGACGGCAGGAAGAAGCUAUCAAGAGGAUUGGCGAGGAUGUGGCCCGUGUGACAGAAGGAGGGGGAUACGCAGGCAAACACUUUCGUAUGGGCUUCAUGACGAUGCCGGCCCCUCAGGACCGUGUUCCUUCUUCCUGUGGGCCAGGAUUCACCGUACGCUCACAGUCUCUGCACUCAGUGGGAGGGGGAGAGGAGGAUGAAGGAAGUCCCACCUCGAGAAAACAACCCCCGCCUAAACCCAGACGAGAUCCCAACACCAAACUCAGCACCUCCUCUGAGACCGUCAACACUGUGCUCAGCACUGGGAAGAGCGGGACGGAAACAUGUGGAAAGUGUGACGGUAAAUAUGUGUGUGCACACAAUACACUAAUGCUUUUAGCUACUGUAUGCAAGCUUGAUUUUGUGUUUGAAAUGUGUCAGAACAUAAUUCAGAAUGCAAUGCAAUUGAUCAUAUACACAUCGAAAUCGCAGCCCUGCAGUGAGGAGUACCGUCGCAUGCCUCCACCCAAACCCAAACGCAACCCCAACACCCAGCUCAGCACAUCCUUUGACGAGUCUUACUUUCAAAACCACGGCAGCAAAGCUAAGUCUGCCUCUCUGCCGCGUCAACACAAAAAGAAGUCGGCAUCUCAGAAUCAAAGCCCUGCCCCCGACACUGAUGAUGAGGCAGAGCCUGUUUAUAUAGAAAUGGUGGGGAACAUCUUACGAGACUUUAGUCGAAUUGCCGGCGCUAAUGGCGACGAAGAGGAUGACCAAGAUGAAAGUGUGUAUGAGGAGAUGAAAUAUCCUGCCUUCGAUGAUUUACCUUCAUCUUUAGACCACUUACAGUCACGAUGGGAGCAAUGUCCCACUGCUUUGGUGCCGGAAGUCGAACUAACACGACCCACCACUCCACGUGGUUCAUUGUGUGACAUUCCCGCCCCAUUCCCGAAUCUGCUUUCCCAUCGACCUCCUCUAUUAGUAUUUCCACCUGCACCAGCCCAGUGUUCCCCCAACUCUGACGAAUCCCCUCUUACUCCAUUAGAUGUCACCAAACUGCCCAUGUUGGAGAAUGUCGGAUAUGGGAAAUCUGGUGCAUCCCCAACUAGUGCCGAGCCUGGACCACAGCUGGAGGUGCAGCAGGUGUCUGGUAAACACCACCACCACCAUAAACAUCAUCAUAAGAAGUCUGCAGAGACUAAGGAGCAGCAAACAAUCACAGCAUCAGGACGAUCAUCUGCUCCUCCUCUGCCAUCUGCGCUUUAUAAAAGUGACGGGUCAUCCGCAGCACACGGUUACCCAAGGAGCCACUCCGCCUGCCCAUCCCCCGUCAGUAUGGGUCGCGCAUUAACGCCGCUCACGCUGAAGCGCCCCCCACCAUACGACGCUCUCAUGACCGGGACAAUUCCUCGCAGCGCAUCUGGAGUUCCACAUGGAUCACGUGAAAGUGGACGGCUCUCGAAUUCAUCCAGUGUGCAUGGAGGGUCCAUGCAAAACGUCUCCACUGCUUCGGGUUCAAGCUCAGGGUCGGGAGGUCGAGGCAGUCGUACACCGACCAGUCCUUUGGAUGAUCUCAGCAACUUGUUCUCUUCCGGACGUAACAUGUUGAAGAAAGGUUCUGGAAACCGCAAGAGUAAGGAGUCAGUAGAUGGUGAAAGUAAAGGCAGAAGUGACAGCAGGGACAGAGCCCUUCGCAGCUCUUCUCCGAAAUCACAGGAUUGGGAAACGCCCACAGGACAAUCAGCCACGCCCACAGCCACACCCAGUCGCUUUGGCCACUCCUCCAUUAGCCCGACCACCAUGCUUGGAGAAACAAAAGCCGGGUGUAAACUUGGUCGCUCUGCAUCCACAUCAGGAGUCCCCUCCCCUGUUGGAACGCCUCAGAGACAUGCCCCCGAUGCCUCCGCCCAUCCAUGCGGGACUCCGUUCCAGAUGCCCCCAAUGCCCUGGGCAUGUGGGGACAGCACCAUGAUGGAGACGAUCGAGAAGAAACGUCAUCUGUGCAAGGAGAUAAAAGCCAGACAGAGACCUUCAGACAAAGCCCUGUGCAAACAGGACAGCAUGCCCAUCCUGCCCAGCUGGAAGAAGACCAACGGGGGCAAGAAAUUCGGGCCCCCUCCGUAUUCCACCCAAACCACUGUCUUCUGGGACACUGCUAUAUAAAUGGUGACCAGCGAAUUACAGCCAUGGAGACAAAUAGAAGCUAGAAGGAAGAAGGACCAUGCAAAAUACACAGUGAAGGAUUAUCAAAUCUCCCUGGUUUCCUAUAACUGUUUAUAUUUGAUAUUUUUAUAUUGGAGAUAACUGUCUGAAUAUUAAAUAUUAUUAGCGGUUUUAUAAAGAGGAAUCGUCCAAAUCGGAUCUAAGAGUGAAAAUAGUACUUUUACCCGUGAGAUGAUAUUUGUCCUCUUGGAAAUGGUAUUUCUAUUUAUUUUUAUCUUUUUUGGGGGGUGUUUCUAUAUUUGGCACUCAUCUGUGUGUCUGGGGAAAUAAUCUAUAAUGUGUGGUGAAAUAUGUGCAGUAAGUCCAUUGAGAAAACACAUUGAUUUUGAUGCCUAUGCAUUUGGUUAGACGGCAUGAACGGCACUUUUGUUCAUUGUCUGUUUUUCAUAUGGAGAGUUUAUUUGAAAAUAAUAUAUUUUUUGGUGUCUGUACUUUAAAUGUUGGAUCUUGAGGUGUCAGGCUAUGUUAUUUUUUUUUUUUUUUUUACUUUUGGGCUGCACUUGAAGGUGAUCAGCUGGAUUUUGAGAUAUCAGUUGGGUCUGAUUAGUCGAAGUAGAUUAUUAAAUAAUUGGGUUGGAGAUUGGGCAGUUGGUCAGAUAUUGAGCAUAGAGUCUGAUAAACUGAGGGCACUUUCUGUUUAGUGAGGUCAGCUGGUGCAUUCAGUUGUGAGCACUGUAAACUCACAAACACACACUAAUAUCAGCUGCUUUAUGGAAUAACAUUUGGUGCUGUUCAACAACUUUCUUGAAUGUUCAGUCUUAACAGCUACAUGACAUCUGCAUGGGCAGUUCGCAUAUAUUCAAUAGGUUUGCAAAUGAUCAGGGACUGAUUGAUGGAAAUUCAUAAAUCUGGUCCUCUACCAUGUCAGAAAACAUCUUGAAUACAGACACUGUACUUUUAUGAAGCACUAUGCAGACAUACUGUCAGUUUACAUGCUCAUAUACCACUGUGACACGAGUCAGGGCAGGAAAUAUGGUACUAAGAAGGCUAAGAAAGAAAAGACCACAUAGACUCUGCUUAGAUGCUGUGUAUCAAGACUACAUCCAUAGCUUUACCAAGCAAUCAAAGAGCC